CUUAUAAAUGUAUCUUCUUUCACACCAACCUAGUCUCAUACCAAAGAUCAUGGAAAGUCUCGCUCCUACUCAUCUUCUUCUUCUUCUCUUUACUCUCUUCACCUUCAUUGCCACAAUCAGUUGUACAGAGUCGAUAUCAAAUCCAAUACAAGACGAUAUACACGAUAUUGUUUGUUCAGUUCCAGGGGUAAACUGUGCGCAAGGAAAAUGCAAGUAUUCUAAUGACUCAAGUCACUCAAUAGAUGUGCCUGGUCUCGGACGUGUGGGUUUUGACUGCGACUGUAACCCUGGUUGGAAAAAGAUUCAGAUCGGCCCCUUUACCUAUCCAUCUUGUCUCAUUCCAGACUGCACUGUUAAUGUUGGAUGUGAUUUAUCUCCCCCACAACCUCCUCCUUUCCCUCCGCCACUGGUAAUACCACAAUGUGCACUUGUUUGGUGUGGUGACGGAACCUGCAUAGCCAACGGGACUAGUGGAUACAUAUGCCAAUGCAAUGAAGGCACAUUGAACAUGUUGGAUAAUCCACAGUUAGCAUGCUUGAAAACAUGCGCUUUUGGAGGAGACUGCAAGAAGCUUGGCUUCCCAUCCGAUGCCAAAUCAAAUGCUCCAAGCUCUCAAACAAUUGUAACUAUGAUGCUGUUGACAUCAAUCUUUCUGACAUGGAUUUGAAAAAGCUAGGAAUAUUGAAGCACAUAAUUAUUAAUCUUUCUCGGAAAUUCAUAUUACCCUGCCAUGCUCACAUGAUGGCCGGCCGGCCAUGAUUUGAUCAUUCUGUCCUUUUUUGGAUUUAUUUUGUUUUCUUUCGUUUAAAUAUUAUGGAUGCAACUACAGUAGCCAAUAGCUCAUGAAGAAGUAUUUGAAGAAAACUUUUACCAUGUAUCAUUAUAUCCAAGGCACAGAUUGAACUCCCAACCCCCUCUCGAUCUACCAUAAGGCCGGGUACCUUGCUGUAUAUUGUUUAUCAGAUGA
Rosa rugosa (rugosa rose) is the source of this 967-nucleotide messenger RNA. RefSeq lists its product as uncharacterized. The record is from RefSeq and is a predicted model, not a curated record. NCBI's taxonomy places the organism in Eukaryota, Viridiplantae, Streptophyta, Magnoliopsida, Rosales, Rosaceae. Bases 8 to 667 code for a protein of 219 amino acids. The transcript has 6 exons.